AGUGAAAAGCAUGUAGGUACAAAGAAGAGACCCUUGGGGCUUGGGCUACCAAAAGCUUCUGUCCGGGAAUCUAAAUGGUAAUGGAGAUGGAAGAGGAAUACCAAGAGGUAAUAAUAGAAUCAGGAAAUUACCAAGAGGAUGAUGAUGGCACUGAAGAAGAUGACGAUGACGAUGACGAUGACGAUGACGAAGAAGCAGAGAAAUGGAUGAAGCACUACUCAUCCAGGCAGCGAAUAUUGUUGGUUGGAGAGGGAGACUUGUCCUUCUCCCUAUGCUUAGCCAGAGCAUUUGGCUCUGCCCGCAACAUGGUUGCCACUUCUCUCGAUGCUCAGGAUGAUCUAGCGAGGAAGUACAGUUAUGGGAUAGGGAAUGUGAGGGAGCUGGAAGAGAGGGGUUGCUUGGUGUUGUGUAAAGUUGAUGCGGAGCAGAUGAGCCAACAUUUCUUCCUCAAGACUCAAAGGUUUGAUCGGAUCGUCUUCAAUUUCCCCCAUGCUGGAUUUCACUACCCCGAGGAUAACAACUGCCAGAUCAAGUUGAACAAGAUGUUGGUAAAGGGUUUUUUGAAGAAUGCUAAACUUCUCUUACGGAAACAAGGAGGGGAGAUUCAUGUGUCACACAAGAGGGGCUACCCUUACGACAAAUGGGAUUUAGUGAAGAAAGCAGAGAAGAUAGGCCUCGUUUUGCAUGAAAUUGUGCCCUUCCGCAGGGAUGACUAUCCAGGUUAUUACAACAAGAGAGCCCAUGGUAGCCAUUCCGAUGAUCCAUUUCCACUUGGGCAUUGCUCUACUUAUAAGUUCCGCCUCUCCUCUCAUCAGUUUGCUUAGAAAUUGUACACUUGUUGUUGGAUCAUGCAUGUUUGGGACUUCUUAGAAAUGCAUGUCCAUGUUCUCUUCGUUCUAACGCUUGUGAAAAUUAAGGGUUGCUCCUUCAUCCAAUUAAUGGAAAUAUUUGGCAAAUCUUACCUAUCA
This is a messenger RNA of Alnus glutinosa, 968 nucleotides long. RefSeq lists its product as uncharacterized. The coding region runs from base 75 to 824 and encodes 249 amino acids. The record is from RefSeq and is a predicted model, not a curated record. Gene Ontology annotation, biological process: rRNA base methylation. NCBI's taxonomy places the organism in Eukaryota, Viridiplantae, Streptophyta, Magnoliopsida, Fagales, Betulaceae. Gene Ontology annotation, cellular component: cytoplasm. Gene Ontology annotation, molecular function: rRNA (uridine-N3-)-methyltransferase activity. The transcript has 3 exons.